GUCCACGUAGCAAUCGUGUUGUUUACAAAAUGGCGGAUGAGGGGAUUGAUUCUAUCGACAGGGAGAAAAACGAUUCGCAAAAUAAAAAUGAAAGAGAGAAACUGGCGAGGGAAUUAUCGGGCGAUUAUGCCAAAUAUAUGCAUUUGGACGUUACCAAACAGAAGCAGGUACUUGAAGAAAACAUUGAAGAUAUGUUAACAAGAAUGGAUGAGUAUUGUGGAUUGAUUGAUAUGGUAAGAAGUGAUGGAGCAUUGUGUUUUGGCCACACACUUCCAGAAAUUUAUGCCAAAGUCUGCGAUUUAGAAAAAUUAUUUGUUAAGAUAGAUAAGUUGCAAUUAUUCAUCAACAUGAUACAAAAAAAUCUGGAUGUGAUGGAAGAAAGAAUGAAUGAUGCAGAGUGCCAACUAAGUAACAGUUCUGUAAAGAAAUUGUUUACAUCCUUGCAGAAACCUCUUUUUUCUAAAAAGAACCCUUCUCCAGAUCAAAAAAUUUUACAGUACGAGCCACCCGAGUUAUUUGAAACAGCCAACUAUUUUUCUGAAAACCAGAACGGAUACACACGUGCCAAAACUAAUAACUUGAAUAACGAGAACAAACCCGAAACAGAAAAUGAUACCGAAGAGAUCGUGUAAAUUUGUGGAUAGUUAUAUUUAUAUAU
Molecule: messenger RNA, 658 nt
Organism: Centruroides sculpturatus (bark scorpion)
Lineage: Eukaryota; Metazoa; Arthropoda; Arachnida; Scorpiones; Buthidae
Gene: Blos4
Product: biogenesis of lysosome-related organelles complex 1 subunit 4-like
Exons: 5
Coding region: 30-632 (200 amino acids)
Cellular component (GO): BLOC-1 complex
Source: RefSeq, a predicted model, not a curated record